UCAGUUUCCCAAUCUUAUAUUCUGUGGAACUUAGACACUGUUGUCACUCAUGUAGAAGACUACCUAAGAUGACCAGAGAAAAACAAGAGCGUUCAAAAGCUAUAAGAACUGCACCUUUUCCCUGCCUUCACAAUCAGAACUCUCCUAACUAUUCUCUUCUUCCCAAAAGACCUUUUUCAAGAAUCGAUUUUUAUCGAGACUACAAGCCUAUCCACUAUAUUGCCUACUACCCACUCGGCCCCUAUUACUCGCGGGCAAAUAUGGCAUCUAAUGCUAAGGUUAUUUCAACCAAGGUUAUUGCCGUUUUGUCCUCAGGCGCAAGAACGGUGAAAGUUGGAUAUGUGGAUCAAACGGAUGUCUGGAAAAGGGUAUAUCUGAGUCCAGAAAUCCAAAUGAAAUUCAAAGCGACCUCGGAGAAGCACCUGUCUUCCCUCAAAGCGGAAAGCGACAUGGUUGCAUUUCAGGAAACUCCUCAUACGAGCGAGUCUGAUAAUCGCACGCAUUUUACAGCAGUUGAAAUUGAUGGAAAGGGCUCUGUCAUAGCAAAGAGGCACUUCGCUGUAGAAUGAGCUUCUGAAGUCGGAUGGCUUUCAUUACCCGCAGCAGGAAAUUUUGUCAGCAUGAUAGCCUGGUUAUAACUAUAAAUUGGGUGCUGCUCAGCUGGUCAUUAUCACGGCACAACUAGCCUCUUCAGGUUAGUUGGUGGGGUACCUAACCAACCAUAGUUAGAGUUAGUGUGUAGUGAUGUGGGGUACCUACUUACCUAAUUAGGUUGGUUACAUGUUAGGGUUUAUUCUUAAUUUUCAGUUAUAUGGAUAUAUCCAUGCCUUUCUGCCCACCUAAACCACUACCUACUUUAGAUAUACUAUAUAUUCUUCGC
Aspergillus ochraceoroseus IBT 24754 is the source of this 880-nucleotide messenger RNA. RefSeq lists its product as uncharacterized. The transcript is spliced from 2 exons. The record is from RefSeq and is a predicted model, not a curated record. Bases 69 to 569 code for a protein of 166 amino acids. Lineage: Eukaryota; Fungi; Ascomycota; Eurotiomycetes; Eurotiales; Aspergillaceae.